Molecule: messenger RNA, 942 nt
Organism: Phytophthora infestans T30-4
Lineage: Eukaryota; Oomycota; Peronosporomycetes; Peronosporales; Peronosporaceae
Exons: 4
Coding region: 1-942 (313 amino acids)
Source: RefSeq, a predicted model, not a curated record
AUGGAAAGCUUCUUCCUGCAGCAUAGCGUGCUUCGAGACCGUGAUCCUGACGAACUGGGCGGCCGCGUCGACUCCGACUCGGAGGCCAGUGACGAUGAAGACGAAAUCACGGACCGAGUACACUCCGUCGCAGAUCCGACGGGGCCGUGGACACAGAAGCCUGUGUGCGGCGAGACGUGGGGGAAACCUACACGUGGCUUCCUCGGCGGCAAAGCCCGCGACUUCGCCUCGGCGAACACUGGCCCCAAGGGAGUUAUUAACGACUAUAAAGCGCACAAGCGCUACGAGAAACAAGAGGUGCUGGCUGUCUAUCACACGUUUUUGAAGCGUCUAAGGAAGGACGCUGAGCGCCAAGCUGUCCUCAAUCGUAUAGCCAAAGGAGCAUCUGUCAAUUUUUUUCCUUCGACGCGUGGUCAAACAGCACACGUGGACUGCGAGUGCGACGGAGGCUCAGACUGCGAAUGCGACGACAGCGAUUUGGUAGACGACGCCUUCUUGGCACAAUAUGCGGAGAUGCGAGUGAAGCAGAUGCAAGACGCGGCGCGCAACCGCAAAAUCUACGGAGAACUCGAGUACAUCACGCCGGAGCUGUUCGUGGCGCUCACCUUAAAGACAAACAGAAAAGAAUCUGACGGUGAUCUGCUCGUGCACCUUUACCACCCCGAAAAUUAUGCCUGCGGACUGCUCAACUCGCAGCUUGAGCUACUGGCACGGAAACUCGUCCACGUCAAGUUUACGGCGAUGAGGGCCAAGGAAGCCGAUGCGUCCAUCGAAAUGGCAGAUCUACCGGUUGUGCUGGUUUUCCGAGGACAUCAACAGGAGGUCGUCGUGGACGUAGCCCGCCGUCUGGAUGGCGAGUUCACGCUCGUGCGAGUGGAAGCUUUUGUGAAGGAGCAGUGCCAAUUAGGGGCCGGUGACCAGUUAAGGGCCGGAUUCGGCUAG